Molecule: messenger RNA, 782 nt
Organism: Varanus komodoensis (Komodo dragon)
Lineage: Eukaryota; Metazoa; Chordata; Lepidosauria; Squamata; Varanidae
Exons: 2
Coding region: 1-726 (241 amino acids)
Biological process (GO): signal transduction
Source: RefSeq, a predicted model, not a curated record
AUGCCCAGUAGUAUGGUUAGCGUCCCCCGUAGUUUCUUUCACCCCAGGUUCGUGAGUUCCGCCCUCCGUUCUGCUUGGAUCCCUCACCCUUCUUGGCUUCCUUCGCACAGACUUCAGGCGGGUUCCUCGGUGGGGCCGGGACAGGAGGGGAGCGCAGAGCAGGGGGCCGGCACCCACUGCGGGUUGCUUGCCAUGACCGCUCCGCCGCGGCGCUACGAUUUCUCCCUCUGGUACUGCCUCAGCGACGAUCACAUCGCGACUUCCAUCGGCAAGAUCCUGACCAAGCAAGGCCUCCGGGGCUACAUCGAGCACCAGGACCACGUGGCCGGGCGGUCGGUCAUCGCCUCGGUGAACGAGAUCAUCCAGAGCAGCCGCGUCGCCCUCGUCCUCUUGACCUCGCGCUCUCUGGCUGACCCGUGGUGCCAGCGCGUCGUGGAGUGGAACCUCGUCCACACGAUACUCCAGGAGGGGACGAAAGUAAUCCCGGUGUGUGUGGAUGUCAGGCAGGAGCAGAUGCCGCCGGCGCUCAGGCACCUGACCGGACUCGAGUACAGAGGGCCAUUCUUCAGGCAGAGGUUGCUUGACAGCGUGCAAAAGGCCAGGUCGCCCACAAGGACCCCGUGCCCUUCCAGUCUGACCAGGCCUGUCUUUCUCCCAAGGACUUCAAGCCGUGUACGUAGCAUUCCCUGCAUUGCAUCAUCACAACAACCCUAUGGGGUAGGUUAGGGUUAGAGGGACUGCACAGGGUCAGCUUUGUUACCAGGGCGCAUUUGAUCCUUAAG